Acanthisitta chloris (rifleman) is the source of this 1083-nucleotide messenger RNA. It is a transcript of the gene MTPN, whose product is annotated as myotrophin. The transcript is spliced from 3 exons. The coding region runs from base 1 to 300 and encodes 99 amino acids. The record is from RefSeq and is a predicted model, not a curated record. Lineage: Eukaryota; Metazoa; Chordata; Aves; Passeriformes; Acanthisittidae. Gene Ontology annotation, molecular function: protein binding. Gene Ontology annotation, biological process: regulation of barbed-end actin filament capping. Gene Ontology annotation, cellular component: cytoplasm; nucleus.
AUGUUUACACUGAAGGGUGAAGACGUCAACCGGACACUUGAAGGUGGGAGGAAGCCUCUUCACUAUGCAGCAGACUGUGGACAGCUUGAAAUUCUGGAAUUUCUGCUAUUGAAAGGAGCUGACAUUAAUGCUCCAGACAAACACAAUAUCACACCACUCCUAUCAGCAGUCUACGAGGGCCAUGUUUCCUGUGUGAAAUUGCUUCUGUCAAAGGGUGCUGAUAAGACUGUGAAAGGCCCAGAUGGACUAACUGCCUUUGAAGCCACUGACAACCAGGCAAUCAAAACUCUUCUUCAGUGACGGAUGGACUGUUAUCUUACAUGUCUCUCCUGUGGCCUCACACUGCUGCCUGUCUGUCACUCUUUGCAUCUUCCAGCUUCUUCAGCUAAAUACUUUGGGGGGAGGGAAAUUCUUUAUGAAUCAGACUAGUUAGGGGCUUGUAUCAAAGAUAAUCUGGUUUGAGAGGGUUGAAAACUAUUAUGAACAGUGUCCCUCUAGGACUUCUUUUCAGUGCACAAUCUCUUCCCAUUUCUAGUGAAAAUGGAAGAAGGAAGACAGACCAUGCUAUUGAAUUUUUGGCUUGUAAGCCUCCUAGGUUAGUACUAAGAUUUUUGUUGAAAGAUUUAGAUGGAAUUACUGUGCUAUGUACCUGAAACUAAUUGUGAAGGAGACAAUAGCCCCAUGCUCCUAGUGUCUGCCAUAAUCUGAAAUGUAGUAAUGUAGGUGGCUGGGUUGCUUUUCUCUCUUCUCUCUCAGUGGGUAGCUUUAUUCUUCUUCUGCCUAAAGCUUAUGUUGCAGUUUUGAGGACUUUUGAUACUAGUUAUUGAAGCUGUUCUUUAUAUUGACUAAUUGGAUGUCACACUAAUGUUUUUCUGACUCUUGAGUAAACCAAGAAAGACCAGUUGAGGCAUGUGGUGUUACACUCCAUAGUAUCUGCCGAGGUACUUUCGAGUGCUUGAAUUAGAAGUUUUUUCUAUCCCAUGUUUGUUCUAGUCCAGGACAGACAUUUUUAAGUAACUGCUUUUGAGAGUUUAAAAUUUCACUGUAGUUAUUUCCAAAAGGAUUGUGAGAUGGAAUUUCUUU